Messenger RNA from Tetrahymena thermophila SB210, 678 nucleotides. RefSeq names its product transmembrane protein, putative. The transcript has 2 exons. Lineage: Eukaryota; Ciliophora; Oligohymenophorea; Hymenostomatida; Tetrahymenidae. The record is from RefSeq and is a predicted model, not a curated record.
AUGAAAUAAAAAAAGAAAAUAUUAAAUUUAUUACUUAUUUUAUAUGAAAGCGUUUAUAUAUUAUAAAUUCAAUUAUAUGUAUGUAAUAUAAUUAUUAAAAGCUUUGAUAAAUUUAGAUAUAUUAUUCAAUUUUUUAUAAAAUUUCUAAAAAUAUUUAUAAAUUUUGUUUAACUUACCAUUCAUUCAAUAAUUUUGUGGGUUCUAUUAAAUUAUAGGCGGUUGCUAAUAAAUUUGUUGAUUUUGAUAAGGAAUUUAAUUUUGUUAAAUAGAAGGAUAGUUUGGAUUAAUAGGCUAAUAUUACCCUUAAAAUUGCUAAGGUUAUUAAACAAAGUUUUAAGGAUAUUAAGGAGGAACUUAGUUUUGUAUAACAUAGUAUUACUGUUGAUUCUGAAUAGGUGCACUAUUUAAUAUAAAAAGCUAACAAUUCCCCCUAAUAUGCAUCCACCCAAUUAUGUUCCAAAUUCAUUUGACCAAGUUGUAACUUUUAACGAAGAAAAAUUUAAGCAAGUUGAAUCUACAGAACCACCACUACAAGCUUUAAUGAGGAUUAAUUUUGCAUAUGCUAGAAUUGCAUCAGAUUAAUCUCCAGACCUUGAAUUUAAUUAUGAGCAUGUUGGAUAACUUGAUGAAAUUUCCAGUUAUGUUACUAUGUAGGUUCCAUCAUAAAAUCCUUCGUGA